Molecule: messenger RNA, 2006 nt
Organism: Pelmatolapia mariae (spotted tilapia)
Lineage: Eukaryota; Metazoa; Chordata; Actinopteri; Cichliformes; Cichlidae
Product: AT-rich interactive domain-containing protein 3B-like
Exons: 9
Coding region: 65-1810 (581 amino acids)
Biological process (GO): regulation of transcription by RNA polymerase II
Cellular component (GO): nucleus
Molecular function (GO): DNA binding
Source: RefSeq, a predicted model, not a curated record
GAGAAAGUGGUCAUGUAAUUUCUGGCGAAGGAAAAAAGCAAGAACUUCACGAGACCUGUUGGCGAUGAUGAAUUACUCAAAGGCGCAAAUGUCCAACUUAUCAGAGGUUGGAAGUUCAGCUGGGUGUUCACAGUCCCUUCCAGCUGGUGUGAAGCUGGAGGUGGUGAUGGAGCAUCUGCAGAAACAACAAGAAGCAAAGCUGGAGAUGAGCCUGCAGGAGAAGCAGCUUCUUCACGCUCAGCUCCUGUUUGCUCAACAAGCUGCCGCAGCAAGAGCCUCAGCCUCAAGACCAGACUCUACAUUGUUUGAAAGAAUAGAUGGACAGAGCAAUCCAGCACUCCAGCAGGCCUUGAAUAAUCAUCUGAGCGGAGUGGAUCCAGAGGCAGAGGAGGAUGGAAACUCAGAAGAUGAGGAAAAGGAGAUGUUGUUCUCCUCUCAGGAGAACAACGAGGAGGAAGACAUGGAUGAGGAAGAGGAUGAGGGGGAGGAGGAGGAGGAGGAGAACAAUUCUCAUCAACAGGCGAAGAAGCCCCGACUCCAGCAUGUAUCACAUUUUCCCUUCCAGCCUUACUCUACAUCUCCAUCAGCGGCUGUGAAGCAAACGUCUGAAUCUCCACCUUCAGGAAAAAAACAAGAGCACACUGAGAAGAAUCUGACGUCACCAGCGGGUCAUCAUGCCUUCACGUCAGCGAAUGGCUUUGUUGACUGGGGCUUUGAUGAGUCAGUGAAACGGAGAGGAAGUGCCAUGUGGGCCGAGGAGACUGACGGCAUUAAAAUAAGAGGAGAACCAUCUCGGGACUUUGCCAAGCUUUAUGAACUGGAUAAUGACCCACAACGGAAGGAGUUUCUCGACGAACUCUUCGUCUUUAUGCAGAAACGAGGAACUCCUGUGAAUCGCAUCCCCAUCAUGGCAAAACAGGUGCUGGACUUGUACAAGCUUUACAAGCUUGUGACAGAGAAAGGAGGCCUGGUGGAGGUUAUUAACAAGAAGAUCUGGAGGGAGAUCACCAAAGGCCUCAGUCUCCCCACAUCAAUCACCAGUGCGGCCUUCACCUUACGCACCCAGUAUAUGAAGUAUCUGUAUCCUUUUGAGUGCGAGAAGAAAGGCCUGAGCUCUCCAGGUGAGCUACAGGCGGCCAUUGAUAGCAACCGCAGAGAAGGCCGGCGUCCCAGCUACACCAGUAGUCUGUACCGCUACUCCCCCUCCCCAGGCUCUGCUCCACAUGCACUCCUGUCUUCACCCAAUAUGCAGAGCGCUCCGACCACGCACAAUGGCCGCAAUACCUCCGCUAGUCCGCAUUUAAAGAGAAGCAUAGAUGAGUCCCCCACCCCUGUUGUACCCCAGCUGCCCAUGGCUCUGGCACUGGGGCAGCAACAGCAGCAGCUGGCACAAGCUGCCACAUUUGAGCAUCUUAGAGAGAGGUUGGAGCAAGGAGCAGGUGGAGCUGUAGCUGACAGCCCAGAGAAGAAAAUGAUGCGCCUUGCUGAGGAGCAGCAGCGCCUCAUGCAGCAGGCACUCCAACAAAACCUCCUGGCUAUGGCCUCUCACUUUACCCCAAUGAACCUCAAACUUGGCAACGAAAGCAAACACGAUCUGUCGCUGAAUAUCUCCACCAAUGGAGCGGCCAGUAUCAGCGUGUCUGUGGAGGUCAAUGGCACUGUUUACUCAGGAAAACUGUUUGCCCAGAAGUCGGCUGCUUCUGUGUCAUCACAGAAUGUAACUCCAGCAGGAACAAGUGGUUUCAGCGCGUUUUCCUCCGCACAAAGUUCCACCUCCUCGUCUCCCACCUCCUCAAAAGGACCAAAUUAAAAUCACUGGCUUUUUAAUCUGUCCGGAGCAUGAUUACACAGUGCAUCAUACCAUUUACUUCUCUUGUCAGACAAGAACUGGAUGAACUCCACGGAUUCUCUGCCACAACACAGGAAACCUUCUAUUACUUUAAUUGUGUAAUGUCAACAUUUUUGACCUCUAUCCUCAAGCUUAUUUUAAUAUGGUUUCAGUUUAC